UCAAAGUAAAGGUUCAUUCAACGCGUCUUACAACACACGCACACAAGGCAUUGGGCCAACAGACAGAGUCUUCCUUAGCCUGGGGUUAGACCCCUCAAAGUGCAACAGAACAAAGUCUUGGGCCCACAAAGGUUAAUUCAAUUACAUUAAUCUUCACCAUCAUCGUUACUUUCAAUUGUAUGUGUUUUUGACAGAUGGGGUCAAAAUGCCUACUUUGUUCGGCAAAUUGAACGCAAGAGGGAAUAAACCCGUUCAAUCAAAGUAUGGUCCCGGAAUCUCUUCAACAGACUUGGCAAAAUUUCCACCUUCUCCUUCCAGUCAAGAUGCACGUGAAUUGGUAUAUGAUCCAAAAGAUUUCACUCAUAUGGAAAGCAGAAAUCAUGAUGAAGAAUACGAGCAAGGUCAUCACAGAAGGACAUCAUCUCCAAUCCUGUCUGAAAGAUCUAUGAAUAAUAAUAGUAAGAGCGCAUUGAAUGUUGCCGCUACUAAACAAAGACAACAUACAACCUCUUCUCCAAACCCACCACUUAAAUCACUCUCUUCGCCUCAACAAAUUCCUAAAGCGGCAAACAAAUAUGCGGAAUUUGGUGCGCCUGCUUUACAUGCUUCCAAGUCAACGAUAGCACACAAACCUAACCCACCACAUACUUCUCGAAUGCAUAAAACCUUACCCUCUAGACCGGUCGUGCUAAAACCUUCCAAUGUUUCAUCAACCGUUUCGGGAAAAGCACGAGCUCAAGGCGGAAAUGCAAAUGUGAACUUUGACGGAUCUGCUCCCGCUCAACCAACUCCUUAUGGAUAUACCACAAUCGGCUGGGAUAAGCAAAUGGACGUUCCUCACGUAGCAGAAUUGGUUCUGAUGUGUGGGGAACAGAUCAGAAUGCGUGGUUUGACAUCACCUUUGAUCUUUUCCUCAAUGGCUUUGGACCUUUCACAUCAUAAUGUGACCUCUUUGAUCCGGUCUUUCCUCACCUCACCGAAGGAAUUCUAUUCCUCAGAGACGAAAUUUGCAAACCCGCACGACUUGGCAGCGGUAAUCAAAUGGUCCCUAUCAAGAUUGGGCAGAGUGUUUCCCGUUCCUGUUCCUGCGCUCGAAAUGAAUUCGCGUAAAGGGGAUUCACAACAAGAGGAAAAUGUGUUUAUCCAUCAAAGAGGAUUUUUAGAGUGGGAUAGCUAUGUGGUAUGGUCAACGUACGAAAAGAACGCAAAUUAUCCGAUCGCAUCCUUCAGUGCAUUCCUAGACGGUCUCACCUCGUCUACAGCUGCUCUUUUGGUGGCACUUUUCUCAUUGUUAUCUUCAACAACGUCAUACAGUCUGCGAAACGGCAUGACGCCUUCUCGCCUUGCAAGAAUGUUUGGCGUUUUGAUUUUCGGAUUGCCAGAGGAUGAAACAUUUGAAAAGACGUAUGAUGCCUACGUAAAGGUCAGCAAUGCAACGGAGCAUCUUUUACUGGCUUAUAUUCGUGACAUGAGCACGAUGGAACCUUUACCGACGCGAUUGGCUGAUCAUGUCAGAGGCUAUCCUUCCAUGCUAUCUAGCAACCCAACACGACCAGGUCGCGGUGUUCGCGGUGUACCAUUCACUCUUGUCAGUAGAUCUGUGCGACUGUACAGUGUUGAUCUGGUCCAGCAGAGCCGUGAAUUGGAUCUUGCUAGCCAAUCGCCUGAAUGGGCAGCUUGCAUGGGACGGGGAGAAGGCGUUGAGAAAGAACCUCAAGUCUCAGACAGAUAUCGAAAACUGAUGAAUUUACGAUCUGGAAGACAUCCUGCGGAACAACCUUUGAGCGGACAAACACAACAGCCAGCACCAGAUCUAGAAGCAUACUCUUCUUUAGCCGACAAGGCAUGGGAAGAAUUCUUGCACGAAGGUUUCAGUGGAUCUGAUCCGAACAAGCUAGCUUUCAAUUUAACCGAAAGCGAAAGAAAGGCACGCAUGAAAGGCAGAAAGAGCCUGCAAUGGUCUCAAUUCGAAGAGAGCGGAUUCAAUCCUGCCGAUGAUGGAUUGAAUGAUGUAUUGGCUUUUGAUGAUCUGCUAGAACAAGACGUAAAACGUUGGCCGGAAGAUCGUGCAGAACUUUUGGACAAAAUCCGCAAGACCAACAAAGCAAUGCCUGCGUUUAAUUAUGACACAACUCCUAUGGUUGUCAGUAGCCCCUCGAUGAGUGGAGAUCCGCAAGGUCAAUGGCAGGAAAAACCAAUUUCACGCAUGGACGAUAUCUUCCCAGAGGUGUAUGCGGAUAUUCUGUUAGGAAAUGGAUGGCACAAUCGUGAUGAACUAACGCACAGGAAUGCAAACUUUGCUGUUGUACAAUUCAAGAGCAGACCCAACUCGUCCACGAUUAAGAAUAAAAUUCCAUCUGCAUCCUCUCCCACAAGUCAAUCCGAUGAUCGAACAGAAGCGGCAUGGUUCGUGAUCGAAGAAGUAGUUCCAGCUCAAUAUCGUUCUGAGCUCGAAGCUGCAGGACGAAAGAAGAAUCGCAGUAGACCAAGUCUACGUGCUUUGAAUAUGUUCAAAAGACGCAAGGCGAUGAAUAACUCCUCUCCAACUCCAGGAGGUACAGGUGAUUCAUUUUUCGAUGAAGUUUUCAAGCCCGGUCUAGGUACACAAACGAAGAAACUGACACUUUCGCCAUCUUCAGCUGUGGAUAUGGGAAGACGUGACAGUCAAACAAGUACGAUCCGGGGCAAUUCUUCUCCCCAGCAGACUGGAGAUGAGAGUCAGUUUGUUUCCUCUAGUGUUCGAUUGUUAACGUCUCUCAAGAGCAGAGCAUCAAAGAGAAUUCGCAGAACAACCAAAGAUGACGAAGAGGAUGGAAGUGUGAAUGCGCCACCACCACCACCAAAGACCAUUCCUCCCGGAUUCGUUCAACAAUCUAUGUCUUGGAAUUCUGAUGAUUUCGAAACAAGAAGCUUACGAGAUCCUGACUUAGAUGCAUUUGCACAAGCAGACAACAAACGUGGCAAGAUGCUGAAGAGUGGCAUGCGUGGAGAUAAACGAAGGUCCAAAGAUGAUUCGUGGUUGGACAUCACGGUUCACAAGGAUGGCAAAGGAGAACGUUCAGGCAAGGGUCUGCAUGGGAAAGCGGCAACAGAUGCAACACCGUUCCCCAAUUCUGCCAGCUCUCCAGGUGGCCCAAGCAACGGAAAUGCAAAAUCAGCAUUCUUGUCAUCGCCAGCGAGCAAAACGCAAAAGAUGUCCAUUGAUGUUGCAGGUUGGUCAAGAGAAGACGCACCUCAACCAAAGACGCCAACCCGUGAAUCCUCUUUGCAAAAUCUAGAGACCACUGACACAAUCUUGAGCAUCUCGCCUACGAAAAGUCCAGUAUCACAACAUUCAUGGAAAAGUCCAAAUGCCGCCCUUGGAAAUACAAGUGCUCGCACAACUACAAAUGGAAGCAAUGGCCCAUCAUCACCCUCUACUCCAUCGAAAACGGUCAAUCCUACUGCCAAAACUCCUACCGAUACAAACGGAGUGAAGCCAGUUACCAAACCGAUCGAAAUAAGCAAGAAGGCGGAACCAGUCGACGAACCUGAAGAGGAAAACGGAAAUUCUCCUAGGCUGCCCUAUCUUCGUGCCGUACCUGGGUUCAAGCCCGGUGACAAAGAAGAAGAUCGUGAAAAGGCGAGGGAUGCACGUAUAGAGGCAGCCAAAGAGCGUGCCAGGGAAUUACGUGCCAAUCUCAAUCCAAUUGCUAUGAGUGAUUUGGAGCGAAGAAAGGAAGAACGUUUACGAUCGGCCGGACGUGAGUCUUCUUCGCCUACAUCCAGUGUAGGUGCAGUAUCAUCGACGAGUGCAGUGGCUACUUUACGAGCAAAUUUGACUCCAACGAAGACUGGAACAGGUGCAAGUCUAGAAGCCUCGCCAAAGACAACACCAUCACCGUUUACAUCCGAACGUCCUGCCGGUUCUCGUGAUGAUCCCUUUGCUAAGGACCGUUUCUCUGGUCGUGUAGCCAAUUUGACCAGCAAAUUCGGUGGAUUGCCGGCCAAACCAAUCACACCACAGAGCACCGGCAAUGCAGACAAAGCAGCCAGCGUUGGCGAUAGUAGUGUUGGGAGCGUCAAAAAAGAAGCUUUAAGCCCACCAACAACACCGGCAAAAGGCGCACAAAUCUCACCCAACCGAUCGCCUAAGCAAUCCGCUGCUAGUUCAACACCUCUGCCAACGAAAGAGGUAUCUAGCAGUCCGGCAGCUGCUUCGAUUUCAGGCUUGCCAGCCACUUCGGCUGCCGCAAGUACGCCUAACGCAAGCAACACAAUUUCAUCAUCAUCUUCUCCAUCUCAAUGGCGACAGAGGCAACAAGCUUUUGCGGCUAAUGCAGCAAACAAUGCUCCACCUCCUCCCAAAUCACAAACGAGCACGGAUACACCCAAAUCUUCAAAUCAACCUCCUCUAUCGUCAUCGUCAUCUUCCAUCCAAGUGCCCUCCUCGCCCAUGCUACCGCCAAGCGAGCCAGGAUCACGUCACUCGAUGGAUUCCAAUGCGAUCGGGAUCGAUACUGAUUCAAUAUACCCUGAAGAUGCUGCAUCAAAUUUUUCUCCGGAUCCUGAAGAAGAAAUGAGCAGGAAUGGUAGUUUACGAUCUUCAACGCAAAAUCGUUCUGUUGCUUCUACAUUGCCUGCAACUACACUCUUUUCUAAUCUUGAUCAAACGCCGGCAAUGGCAGGAGCAGCAGCUGCGGCAGCCGUUACAACGCCUUCUGAACCGAACAAAUUAACAAAAGAAGCUUUACGAGCAGAAGCAGAAGAUCGCCCAACAGCAAUGCCACCUGGAUUUGGACAACGUUAUCAACCUGGAAUGCCAUUGAGCAAUGUAGAGGAAGAAAGAGAAAGCGUUUUAAGUGGAAGCAAUCAUUAAUUGAAGAAUAUGUUGGAUAUUUUAUAUCCAACAUUGUUCUUUUCUCUUUUUACUCUCUCCCCUUUAUUGAUUUAUUUAUUUUUCGUUCUUUCUCUUUUCUUUUCUAUCAAUCAUAUAAUCGAUCGUUGUGAUACACAUUCAAAUACCCUUCAUCUUCAUA
Messenger RNA from Meira miltonrushii, 5018 nucleotides. RefSeq lists its product as uncharacterized. The transcript has a single exon. The coding region runs from base 206 to 4858 and encodes 1550 amino acids. Lineage: Eukaryota; Fungi; Basidiomycota; Exobasidiomycetes; Exobasidiales; Brachybasidiaceae. The record is from RefSeq and is a predicted model, not a curated record.